Molecule: messenger RNA, 1125 nt
Organism: Triticum urartu
Lineage: Eukaryota; Viridiplantae; Streptophyta; Magnoliopsida; Poales; Poaceae
Molecular function (GO): nucleoside triphosphate diphosphatase activity
Source: RefSeq, a predicted model, not a curated record
AUAAUAAACUGAGCUGCACGAAUCAUAAAGCGCACACAAAUCGCGCACGCUGCUGAUGAUUAAAGGCAAGAAAGACGGAAGGUCUGCUCCUCUUUCCUCGGUAUCGGAGAGAGAGGGAGGAAAACACAAUGGCCGCCUCUUCUGCUCUCAGACUGAUUCUCGGCUCCUCGUCGGCGUCGCGCCGCCAGAUUCUGGCCGAGAUGGGGUACCAGUUCAAAUUACUUAGCGCGGACAUUGACGAGAAGGAGAUCAGGAAGGAGAAGCCAGAGGAGCUGGUGGUCGCCUUGGCUCACGCGAAAGCAGAUGCAAUAUUGGAUAAGAUGCGGAAUAAUGGGAUGAUGAAAGAGAUUGUUGACUCUCAAGAGACUACCUUAUUGAUCACUGCUGACCAAGUUGUGAUUCAUGAUGGAGUUAUUCGAGAAAAACCUACCACUCCAGAGGAGGCACGUAAAUUCAUCCAAGGAUAUUCCCAAAGCCAUGCCGCGACAAUUGGAUCUGUGCUUGUUACAAAUGUGAAGACCGGAACUAGAAGGGAAGGAUGGGAUAAAUCUGAAGUUUAUUUCCACAAGAUACCCAAUGAAGUUGUUGAGAGCUUGAUUGAGGAGGGCAAUGUCUUCUACGUUGCUGGAGGCCUUCUAGUAGAGCAUCCACUGACUUCACCUCUCGUGGAAGCCAUUGUCGGUACAAUUGAUAGCGUAAUGGGGCUUCCUAAAGCUCUCACGGAGCAGCUCAUCAAGGAUUCCCUCCAAGAGCCGUAGCUGCAAAUUUCUGAACUAAGCUGGCUGGCGACGGGAGAUCUCUUGUUGGAAAAUCACUAUUCUUGUGCUGAACAAAACUAAACACUCAUCCUUUCUGGCAAAUGGAGAUUGGAGUGGACCCUAAUCAGCUUGGUCAGCCUCGCUAUACCAACUUUAAUAGGCUGAAUUUUAGCAUUCACUGAAUUCCUCUUGGUGGCUAAGUGAACUGGGUAGUAGCCAGUAACAUUUUUGGAGACCUUUCUGUGACCAACACGGCAUCAAUGGGCUUCAUUCUUCCAUGUGAUGUUAUGGGUCUGACGGACCAAACAUAUGUACGUCAUCUGUUCUACCGCAUGCUAUCAGGAGAUCAGCGGGUUGUGAAUUGUUU